Molecule: messenger RNA, 1794 nt
Organism: Anarrhichthys ocellatus (wolf-eel)
Lineage: Eukaryota; Metazoa; Chordata; Actinopteri; Perciformes; Anarhichadidae
Product: protocadherin gamma-C3-like
Exons: 1
Biological process (GO): homophilic cell-cell adhesion
Cellular component (GO): plasma membrane
Molecular function (GO): calcium ion binding
Source: RefSeq, a predicted model, not a curated record
AUAAUAAUAAUAAUAAGAAUAAUAAGAAUAAAUUAAAUCGUGGUAAUAAUCAUAGUUGUGGUAAUAAUGAUAAUCAUAGUUUUUUGUAAUUUGCCAAUAUAUUACAGGCAUUAGUAUUUAUCUUGUUUUUUCUUUUCCUUGGAUACUUCCUUCAUGAUUUACUACCAAUAUGUUUGGUGUGCACGUUUUGGACUCUAAGUGACGCUGUCUAACAAGAAUAGAAUGUCCACCCAUAAGCUCUCUCUUGCAAUUCAGUGACGUUCUUUGUAAGAUCACAUUGAGGUGGCUUAGAGGGAACAUCGGGAAACGUAUAUCUCGAAAAGAAACGGUGUUGCGUGGAUUCUAGCGGCUUUAUUUCUCUUUUUUAAAAAUCAUCUCUGCAAGAGUGGAUGUUAUUGAAUUGAGUUCGAAGGUUCUCUGCUAUUUUUUUCUUGGAACAUUUCCAUUUCUGAAAUGGCGUAUCAACAACCACUCUGCAAAUGGCGUUUUCAUUUCGGACAUCCGCGGGUAAUGGUUCUUAUAUUGUUGUACUUCUUUAAUAUCGUCGCAGGGCAGAUCCGCUACUCUAUACCAGAGGAGAUGAAGAAGGGCUCUCUUAUCGGUAAUGUAGCACAGGACCUUGGUUUGGAUCUGAAAAGGCUCCGUUCUGGCCGAGCCCGUAUCGUGACCGGAGAAAAUCUCCAGUACACUGAGCUGAAGACAGACAAAGGGAUUCUAGUUGUGAAUGAGAGAAUAGACCGAGAGCAGCUUUGUGGAGACGUAACACCGUGUAGUUUCAGCUUUGAAAUAAUUUUAGAAACUCCGAUGGAGCUUCACCACAUAACGAUCGAAGUGUUAGAUGUGAAUGAUCAUCCUCCGGUAUUCAAGAAGUCAGAUAUUAUGUUAGACAUUAGCGAGUCAGCUAACCUUGGGGCGCGAUUUGUGCUGGACAGUGCAGAGGAUCCUGAUGUUGGUGUCAAUGGCCUGCAGAAUUAUGUUUUAUCUUCAAACGACAACUUCGUUUUAAAGCAGCAUGUAAAUCCGGACGGAAGUAAAUAUGCUGAGAUGGUUCUUCAGAAGCAAUUAGACAGAGAAAGGGCUCCCCAUCUCUCGUUAAAGCUUAUUGCAGUAGAUGGUGGGAAUCCACAGAGAUCUGGCACCGUAAAUAUAAACAUCAAGGUUUUAGAUGUAAACGACAAUGCGCCUGUUUUUAACCAAUCAAUGUAUAAAGCUACUGUGAUAGAAAACGCAGUAAAGGGCACUCAUAUCGUUACUGUUAAUGCUACAGACGCAGAUAGUGGAUCGAAUGGUUACAUCACAUAUUCAAUUUCAAACGUGAGAAGCAACAUAGCUGAUUUGUUGUCCAUAGAUCAGGUCUCUGGUAUCUUGUCUGUUUCGGGUCCAAUAGAUUUUGAAAAGGAUAAAAAAUAUGAGCUUAGAAUCGAUGCAAAAGAUGAGGGGGGUUUAACGGAUUCAAGUAAAGUGAUGAUUGAAGUAACUGAUGUAAAUGACAACGCCCCUACGAUUAGCGUUAUGUCAUUCACUAGUCCGGUGUCCGAAGACUCUCCUCCUGGUACAACUAUUGGCAUUAUAAACGUAAAAGACCUCGAUUCGGGAGAAAACGGACAAGUGAUCUGUAGAAUACAACAAGAUGCACCUUUCAAAAUUAAAUCUAAUUUAAGAAAUUACUAUACUUUGAUAACAGAUACUGUAUUAGAUCGUGAAAAGGUUUCAGAAUAUAACAUCACUGUUGUUGCGACAGAUGCAGGAACGCCUCCUCUCUCAACUAAAAGAACCUUUUAUUUAAAGGUCUCU